AUGGAUCAUACUUUCAUAGUAACGUGUGACCUAAUAUUCACAAUUUCAUAUAUAUUUCUCUAUGAAUUGGUUAAGAAAUUUACUUCUUGCAAAAACAUUACAGAAGGAUAUAAUGAACAAAAUGAGAACACGUAUCAAACUGAAUGCAAUGAAUCUAAUGAAAUUUUUUCAGAUACUUCUAAAUUUAAUGAUGAAAAAAUAUGCCACAAAUCUAUGUACUAUUUAAAUGAAAUACAAGGGAAUUAUCCUGGUAAAGAAGAUGCCGGUUGUAUAUACUUGUAUUACUGGUUAUAUGAUCAUUGUAAGGAAGAAUGUGAGAGCGCAGAAAUAAUAGAUAUUUAUAAUAAUUUGAUCAAUAAAUAUGAAGACCAAAAUGGUACUGUGUGCACAGAAUAUAAGAAAAAUAAUAUUUCUAAAUAUGAAUUUGACAAACUGAAAGAUAUAUAUGAUCUAAAUAAUAAACUUGAAAGUGAUGCAAAUAAUUCUGAAUAUUGCAGUAAAUUCAAGAGCAUAUAUGUGAAACGAAAGGAUGAAUGUGAUUAUAAUGCACAGUCAGACUUUUGUAGUGUAUUAGAAGAAUAUAGAAAUAAAUACAAUGAAAAAGUAGCCACUUUACGUUCGAACACCUUUGAAUACCAAAUAUUACCCCCCUUCAAAGGAUAUAAUAUAAUAGCUUAUAUAUAUGUUCUAUUAGUUUUAAUAUUAAUAAUAGUAUUUCUUUUAUUCGCUGUGUAUAAGUUCACAAAAUUUGGUUCAUUUUUGCAUCGAAAAAUAAUAAGAAAUAAAUAUAUCCAGAGGAGUAUAGAUGAAGGGAUAAAUGCACAUUAUUAUUCAUUAAUAUCCAACAAAAUAUCAAGAGAGAGCAAAUGUAAUAUAUUAUAA
Molecule: messenger RNA, 882 nt
Organism: Plasmodium gonderi
Lineage: Eukaryota; Apicomplexa; Aconoidasida; Haemosporida; Plasmodiidae
Product: variable surface protein
Exons: 3
Coding region: 1-882 (293 amino acids)
Source: RefSeq, a predicted model, not a curated record